GGCGGUGGUGAUGGUGGUGCAGUGACGGCGACUCGAUCGCACUGACAUCGGCUCGCAUUGGAUAUCCUUCUUCCGAAUCUCUGCCUAAAGCCACACCUCCCGGCGUCAGCGGCUUCAGGAUGGUGGCGGCGCGCAGCUCACAGUUCCAGUCGGAGCUCCAGGAGCAGGACCGCGGCAACCGGGCCCAGGAGGCCGCGAACAGGCGGAUCCAGGCCUCGAACAGCGACCUCGAGGCCGAGAACCACGCCCUGGAGCGCCGCGCGCGAGCUCUCGUCAACUCCAACAAGCAGCUCCGCAGGGAGCUGAAGGGCCUCGACCUGCAGCUGCACACGGCGCAGUCGCUGGCCGCCGCGGUGGACGCCUUCACCGCCAAAGACGAUACGGCACACAAGAACGGAGACGAGGACUACGGCGACGGCCUCGACCUGAAGAUGGCGCGCGCUUGCCCCUCGGCCGCUGGCAACAUGCUCGCGUUCGUCUGGCAGUUGAGCGUCUACACGUUCUGCUUCAGAAACAAUGCCACCAGCGUGGCCAACACCAACCCAGUGGAGGCGUGCGUCCAGGUCACCCAACUCAUGGUAAGCCUCAGCACCCAGACCGACAAUGCGGGCCAGGACCCGUGGACGGCAAGUGCUCAGUGGUGGUCUGGAUGGACGCCAGACGGCUGGCGCGCGGCAGGUUCAUGGCAGUGGGUUCCCACUGCGGGGGCGAGCCAAGCCGCAGACCCAGCUGCGACGGCUGGCGCGGGGGCGCUGGCGACUGGCGAGACCGACGUGGCGGACGCAUGGCAGGGGUGGCGCGAUCGAGGCGCCAAGGCGACGGGCGGCAAAACCUACGUAGAGCAGGAGAUAGUCGAGGAGGUUCUGCCGCCGCCCUCGCCGUGGGUCUCGGACGUUGACGUGUCGUCCAAGUCUGAUCGGCUCGCGGGGGAGAAGAAGGAAUCGGUGGCUGCUGCGACGAAAGGUUCUUCGAGUUGGUCGGGCUACGCCUUCAUGAGCGCGGAGGACGACCCUACAUUCUUGGAGAACGUGCAGUUGACGAAGCUCGAGAUGACGGCCGACUGUGUCGAAAGUGUGACGGCUGAUACUUGUGCCGCUGGUUUGGCCUCGGAUCCGGUUGACUGGCGCUCGACAGGCACGUGGGCGACCUUCUCCAUCGAGGAGUUGGUUGGUCUGGUCAGUGGGAAGACGAGUUUCGGCCAUUUGAUGAUCAAGAAGCUCGGCAAGAAGAAGAUGCAGCGCAAGCCGAGGACGCUGGGCUCGAUCGUCGAGAGCGACACCGACAUGUCCGGUUCCGAGUGGGAGGCGCUUCCGGAGACGAUCGAGGCGGCUCUCGAGGCGGACGCGAUGACGCAGCAGGAGGAGAUCGAGUUCCACAGCGGCCAGCUCAACCUAGCGAAGUACCAGUACAAGUGGCGUCACUGGUUUCUUCGCCUGACGUGCGUGGACCUGGUGCUCAAGACGAUGAAGGCGAUGGUCCAACGUCUGCCCAAGAGUUUCACGGAGUCGUUCCCGUCCGAGAUGUGCGAGCACCCGCCGUGGGCACGCAAGCAGGGCUCGAAUCCGACGUCGGUGUACGAGCACUGUCGCCAGUGUGCACAGCGGCUGUGGUGCCGCGACAAGACGGCGGAGGAGCUGUUCGACGCGCAGCGCCGGAAGCACGAGAAGGCGACGGCGAAGGUUCAGAGGGCCGAGGCAAAGGAGAAGGCCGCGCAGAUGCUCAAGGACUACAAGAACGGCAGGUUCGAGGCGUUGCCUCCGGACCCCUGGACGCCAGGCCCAGAGCCACAGGGGGCCAGGCGCGUGGUAUCAGGCUCGGGGUCGACGGCGGUGAUCUCGGCCGCGGGGGUCCCUCCGUGCCCGCAGAACCUGCUUGUGCCGAUCGCCGAGGGGUACGUUCCCUACAAGCACCCGCCUCCGGUGAAGCAGGAGGGCGCUCCGCCGAGUGCGGCGGCGGGCGCGACGCCCAAGCCGCCAGGGCCCUCGGCCUCCCGACCGAUGUCGGUCACGGAGAUGCAGACGGCGCUCAGCGACAUGAAGAUCUGCAUCGACACCCAGGCUCGCAGCAACGAGAGGAUCUGGGAGCGUGUCCGGGAGUUCGUCAACUCGGAGAGGGCCGCGAGGGACGCCCAGCCGCCGCCGACGUUCACGGACGAGGACCUGGCGAGGCUGGCCUCCAUGAUGAUGCGGAUCCAGAGCAUCCAGGGGGCCGGCUCGGCGUCGGGGUCGCAGGGCCCGUAG
Molecule: messenger RNA, 2240 nt
Organism: Prorocentrum cordatum
Lineage: Eukaryota; Dinophyceae; Prorocentrales; Prorocentraceae
Source: the annotation of a GenBank genome assembly